Amoebophrya sp. A25 is the source of this 6138-nucleotide messenger RNA. NCBI's taxonomy places the organism in Eukaryota, Dinophyceae, Syndiniales, Amoebophryaceae. The record is from the annotation of a GenBank genome assembly.
GACGACGCCGCCAAAUUGGAUUCUACUGCCGCUUCCUGCGGAACUGAAACUGCGCGCUGCUCCCAUGAGCACGAGAGGUAGCAAUAAACUCCUCAAGGAAAUGGCUGAUUGGUUCUCACCGGACGCGGAGGCCGUGGAUCAUGAAAACCCUGUCUAUUUAAGGCUACUGCUCACGCAUGUCCUUAGCACCAUGAUCCUUGGCUCUUCUUUAUCAAUUUGAAAAAGAAGCCGCCAGAGAUACGACUCGUCUCAAGGAAGGAGAUACUAACGCGGUAGCUCUAAUCUAUGUCUCGGUCUGGAGUCGACUCCCAGUGGUUUCUUCUAUUGUUACUCGUCUAGGCUUCGGCAACCUGGGCCACUUAUUUCCCCGUCAAGAACCCACUACUUCCUCUGGAGGUGGAUCUUCAGGAGACGGAGCACCAGGAGGAGUUUCAGGAGCGGCUCAGCAAGCGGGACAGGGACAGGCAUAUCCAGAUGGACAGGGGAAUCUUCCGCAUGAAGUAGGCGUAGCUCCUGAAGAUUCUGGUCGUGUUUCCUUUGACGCGGCUCUUCGCUUGGGUUACGGGGCUUUCGUGGAUAAGGCUAGCGCGUUACUCACAAAGGAACUCACGAUCGAGCAAAUGGCACCGCAACUGAAGCCUCUACUUCAGGACAUUACGACGAUGAUUGGUGGCCAAACGGUUCCAGAAGCGAUGAUGCAGUUCGUGAGAAAGUUUUUUCUUGAAUACUUUGAUCGCGCCGACGAAGGAAUGAAGCUAGACAUGCUCAUGGGGUACCUGGACUUGCCACCGGCAGUAGCGCGCAAGCUCGUCGCAUCGAAGAAGUACUUCGUUGGGCAACCUGGUCCUGGUGAAAGUCAUGCUACUACUAAUGCUGGAGUAGAGGGUGUCGAGGGAAACACGGCCUCUUCCACGGAGCAAGAUGUUGUACUACAAUAUCAACAGGGUCAUAGUCAUACGUCGAAUGGUGAAGAAGGUCGAGCAGAAAGGGGACUUAGCGCACUCACACGUCGCAUUACUCAUGCUUUGAAGUCAAAAGGAAGAUCGAGGAGUGGUACUAGCGAUGUUGAUCACGGUCUACAAAUGUCAGCCUCUUUCUCACUGUCGGGGGAUCGAUAGCCUUAGAAGCCAUCAUAAUUGACAUCUUAGAAGUCACAAGUGCAUGAAGAUCUUGUUGAAUAGAUUAGAGCCAAGGUAAACAGCUUACGAAAUGCUGAUCGAGUCAAGCUCUCGUUUGAUUUGGACAAUCCUCUUCCGUAUUUUUCUACCACUACAGACGAGCAGGUCGAUUCAGAAAUGGGUGCGGCGCCAAAGAGCUUGGAGGAGCUUUUCGCCAGUCACGAUUUGAGCGUGAUAGCACCAUCAUUAAGGCCGUAGAUAUUUGCGAUGACAUAGACAUAGUACUUACAGAAUAGUACUCGAUAAACUCAGAGACAGAGACAGAGUCAGGAGAAGUAUUUCUUUGAACUGUAUAAACUGCUCUUUGAUAUGGUAGUACAUCAUAAUUUAUCAUACAUUUAAAUCCUGACCUUUAUUUGAAUGAUUGAAGUAGGACACGAUAAACUGUUCCAGGUCCACCAACCAGCAACUUGCUCUCUUCUAACUUAGGUUGGACGCAUCUUGAUGCAUACAGGUCCAGUGUUACAAAAAACAAUGCAAUUGUUUGCGGAUCACGCACCAAACACUGCGACCCGGAAAUUGUUGCAAUCUUUCCGCGAAAACCUUCACAAUCCCAUGGAAACGUGGCAACUGUGGGAGCAGCUCUGUGCGCAUCCACGCUCUGACGAUUCAGGAUAUGAAGAGGCAAUGCAGGAGCAAAUCGCCGCGUGGGCAGUACUGUUGGAAAAACAAAUUGCAGCGCGCAUUGAACGCGAGCCGGAUAUUCAAGAAACUGGAGCGGGAGAGUUAAGAGUUUUCAAAACAAGAACAAACAAGUAAGUGGAGUUCAUGAGCUCCGCUGUCCUGUAACACUAGUCCGUGUUUUUUUCAGUAGAAAGAUAGUGAGAGAGGUCGCGAGUCUCAUUUCUUCGUAAAAAUACUACAUGAUAGAUACAUAGGACCUCUAAGAUGGGUUAGUGGGUAUUUGAUGGCUUAAUUCUUGAUUUCAUCAUCUAGUACAGAGUGGAGUAGCGGCUGCGUCUGCAGCAAACAAAUCAAUAUUCUAAGAUAAGGCGAGGCUUCGCUGCAAGAGCUGCUCUGGCAAAUGGACUUCGCGGAAGCCUUGAGAAAGUCGCCGCGGGCAUCCGCAUGGCACCAGAACGGACAUUGUCGGCUCCUCCAAGCCGUUGAAAAGGACUCGUCUGCGGCUGUGAAAUUUAACCUGUGGCGCGAAACCACGCCAGCCCUAGUUAAGGCCGCGCCAUCUUUCGAAAAUUGUACCAAUUUAUUUUCUUUUCCAUAGAGUUGGAGCAGUAAGUUGUAACUAGAAUUAUAUAGUGUCUGGGAUUCUGGAGUUUCUGAGGUGAAUGCGUAUUAUCUUUUUCAAGGAGAAACUUAAUCUUGGAUUCAUCGUAGUCAUCCCCAUGCCGCUAGAAACACGAAGAUCCCUUUGCCUUUCAGUCGAGCUCUAACGUCCAAAAAGUAUCGCUUGAGUGCGACUCCCAAAGUUUGCAGGCAGUGCCACACGAUGAACCGACCAGGACCAAGUGCAUUCUAAACCGACAGUUGCUCAGUACAGGCACUGACGUUUUCGUCCGGCGACCACACCAGGGAAGCGCGGGAGACGGGCAAGCAGAUGGGGAUGCACAGGUUUGGAAAUUCGCAGGUAGCGUUGCUCGCGCUUACGGGUGGAAUGCGCAAGCGACACUGCCAGGUCGUGGCGCGGAAGAUCAGCAGGCUCUUGCUCUUAACAAUCAACGCAUAACAGAAGGAGUAGUGUUCCCUCAUAUUGCGCCAGUUUCGGCUCAGUGUCCAAAAAAGGGUCUGCCGACUCCUGCCGCUCUCUUUGGAAACGCUCGGUGGUAUCAGAGUGAAUACAGUUACCGAAUGACUUCCGAAGGGCCAUCAAGCAUUCAUGACGGCCAUCUACGUACUGCAGACGAUGGGUAUGAGGCGAUGCCAGCAGCGGAACACCAUGCUCCCAGGUCGGCCCGCUUUCUCCCCUUUCCGGAGAAUCACAAACGCGAUAUGCACGAGGUCGAUAUUGGUUCGCGUACUUCUCGCCACGAUAUGGAUAGCAUGAGUCCCAAGGUCCCUGAAGCGCGCACACUCAUUACAGUAUUGCCAAGGUCCGGAAAUUCACCUAUUCUCAACGCCUCAGUGAUGCAAUCGACGCAAGCUGCCGUUGUCUUCGCUAACCGUAUAGGAUGCGCUCUGCAGCCCGGCUACGAGUGGACAUGUAAGCGUCGGGACAGCGCCAGCGCGAAGAGAUAUGAGCCUUCUGAAUUCGAAAUCACUGCCGCAGAAGACGUCGGGAGCGGAAACUUGAUGAACCCCUUUCUUUUGGAACAAAACUCUCAUAGAGAUCGAGAACUACAAAAGGCAGUCCAGAUUGGUCCGAUUUCAACAACAAACACCUGGCUCGUUGCUGCUCCAAGGUAUGUCGGGGAACAACAGGGGAGAACUGCAGGAGGUGCGGGAACGCCUGCAGGUGGAGCUAAUGGUGGAGUGUCUUUUUCAUCGUCUCCUUCCACUCCAACGAGUAGUACGAUCGUUCUCGUAGACGAAAACUAUUAUUCUCCCGACACUCCUUCGCACCGGUACGAAUUUUCGUCGAGCCCAACAGCAGUUGGCACAGUCGCCCAGGGACACAUCGUAACGGAAGUGAACACCAACAAUUAUGAAACAAACAAAAGAAAUUUAUCGUUUUCUGUUUGUGCUCAUUAACACUAACACUGGUAGGAGGCUUAGCGUCCAAGAAGAGGUACUUGUAGAUUUUAGAUAAGUACUAAAUUUUUUUUUGACUUCUUUAUUUUUGUUUUCGUUCGACGACUUCUAGAAGGAACAAAGGAAGAAGGCAAAAAGAAAACGAACAGUCGGUCUAUUUAGUGUGCCAGAGACGUUACUCACGUCGUUAAGCAGUCGGUCUUUUGUAGCUGCCGCGUGUCUAAUUUGAGAAGUUUUGGUUGCGAGUGCAGCGCCCCUACAUGGCGGAGCGUAUCCGUUCCGAGAAGUAUAUCUUCAAGAAUAUUUUCGUUGAAGCGUGGCGCGAACAUGCGGAACUGACGGAUGAACGCGAGAAGGAAAUUCUUCAGGACAAAAUCGUCGCGACCAAAGCAGGACUCGAUUGGAACUUCUCUCGCAUCGAGGCGGAGCUGGAUCUCGAAGAGGAAAUCAGGAACCUACAGAUGGGAGACAAGUGCUACAACAGUGGUUUGCCCAUGGGGGAAUCGGAUGGUAGAAUAGAUUUACAAAUAUUAAUGGCAAGCCUACGCCUUAUUCUUAAUCAGUCAAAAAUCUACUUAGUCCCUUCCCAAUAUAAAUAUUUAUGUAAGUAGUACAUAAUGUAGGUAUCUAUUGGACGGUACUAGCAUGGAUCAUUUACAAAUAUGUAGGUCCUGGAUGUUCGUAGAACAAAGGGUGUUAUUGUAGAGGUAGAAGACACAGAAGAUUGUAGAAAUCACAUGACAUAGAGCAGAAACUAUUACCAAGAAGACCGAAUGGUUAGAAUCGUCUGACGUAUUAUUAUCGUCAAUGAACUACGACGUAUUAUUAUCGUUGAUCCGUAAUCGUUAUGUUUCGAUUACGAAAGAUCAAGUACAGUUCCAGCAUCUGCGUCUACAAUCCUCGCAUCGGACGUUCUUCGUAAGUAGAACAGAACCAGAAGUAGAACAAGACUUACAGCUCAUAGUUUUACUACAUGAACAAAAUUCAUUGUCACCCACGACUACAGGUGCUGGGUCGAUGCGAUUCGUGAAGCGCGUUGGUAAGCGUGCUGUUCUGACGGAGCAUAUUCGUGGCGUGACCGCCCAGAGCUGGGCCACCUCUGUGGGCGCAUCGUCCAAGCAAACGACCUGCAAGACCGUGGAAAACCUCAACGCCUUAUUGCAAAAGUGGUUUCAUCAUGCAUUAGACAACCCGGAUCACACAUUCUUCCACGCGGAUCCGCACGCGGGGAAUAUCAUGGUAAACCCUGAAACUGGUGACGUUGCGUUCAUAGAUUUCGGCUUUGCAUGGAACAGCGGGAAAAAUCAACUUCUCUUACGAAGUUCAACAAUAAUUGUAGCUCUAGCUGGUGCGUGGUGAAGGGAAUGAGUAUUACUAGCAGCUUCCUCGUGUAGUUCCACCUGUUAAAACACGACGUUGAUAAUACUUUCUUCAUGUUGACACUGUUCAUGAUACAAGUACAACUGUAGAUACAUCGACUACAUCCAUUCCAUUCAUUUCGUCCGAUUCAUCGAGCGAUUCUAGUCCUCUAAUCAAGUAGGUAGAGCUAAAAGUACUCCAACGCAAAACCUUCUUAAUACAAGCCUUUCUCUUAGUACCCUCUAAUCUAUCCGAAUUUUCGCCGGUUCCUGACGGCUGUCGUAUUCCAGAAUUAUGCGACGUUCCAAGCGUUAUUUGGAAUCGAUGAAAACGAUCCACUCAUGAUUGAACUGCGAGAGAAACUUCCGAGAAUCGCAGAAGAAGUCAAAUCUAUUGAGGUAUUAUUUUUGACCUUGCUAUCCACCUCCACAUCACUCAGCAAAUGAUGUCUCCAUGACUACAUAAAGAGCAAGAACCUGGUACUCGUUAUACCAUCUCGUGACGUCCACCGCCACAUUGUUAGUGUUACCAUAACUUCACUUCAAAAAAAUAGAAACGAAUUAUCCUUGUCGCUACGGACAUCGUUUUCCGGCAUUUGCAUCGCGUAAAUAACGCCUUGGACGGCCUCCGGGAGUUCCUGCUAGCACUUGGACUCUUCAACGACGUUUUUCUCUUGAUACUUAAGGCAACCAAAAGCAAAUCCUCAGCAUCAUCCUUGGCUAUAAUUUUCGUAGAGAGAUGAAAGGACGCUCGCCAACGAGCAUAUCAAGGAUGUUGCGAGUGCGAAAGCUCUAAGCUACACGCCGAAAAAGCCGACGACCUUAAAAGCUGCGGUCGUAGUCUGCAGAACCCCAUGACGUCGUUCUUGUGGAAAAUGGCGAAGGACACAAUUGCGGCCGGCGUGGGUAGCGUUGCAGCUUCAGUAAGGAACGCUUUUCGAGGCGGCCGAUCAUAG